AUGACGGAGGGUGGCUCAGGAGAGAGCGCACAGGAGGGAUGUCAGGACUGGCGCGGCUCUCAUGACGGCAGGUCAGCUAUGCUCGAGGAGAAGCGAAACAGCUCGAGGUUUCAGGAGGGCAAUUCAAACUCACCUUGCGCGCGGAUUUGUCUAUCCUUUGACGGGUGCCGUGUCUCGUUCCCGAAGAGGGCAAGACAAAGAGAAGACGGCAGUGGAGAUGAGAGGACGGCUCGGCGCGGGUCUCAAGUUCAUGCGCAGAAGUGGCCCAGCCCGACUAUGAUGCGGCCUGACGCAGACACAGCAAGUGAAGAGGCAGCAGCAGAAGCAGAAGCAGGCGGUUGCUUGCCUUUGAUGUGUCAACUCAUGUAA
Purpureocillium lilacinum is the source of this 369-nucleotide messenger RNA. Lineage: Eukaryota; Fungi; Ascomycota; Sordariomycetes; Hypocreales; Ophiocordycipitaceae. The record is from RefSeq and is a predicted model, not a curated record.